AUGCCUACAAACGAGUCCGCUGAAAAUGUCAGUCUCUGUGUGUGCUCGAGAUACAACUUCGGGAGGCCACAUAGCGUGUCGACAGCAACUUGGCGCCGACAUCUACAAGAGGCUCCAGAAGAUGAGAGAGAGAGUAUUCGUCUGCGCAGAGCGCUACCAGAACACAUGUCCCUUCUUCCAGCUGACCAAAAUCUUCCACUAGACUCCGAGCCUGCAGCACACCGUGUCCCUGAUCCUCCUGGUGCUCUGUCUACCAGUAGUGCUCGUCGUACUGCUGCAUUGCGGGAACUUGCUAAGCGCGCACGAGUUGAUGAGAGUAACAAUCAUGCUGUCGGACGUCGCAAAUGUGCUCGGAAUUCUGAGCCAUCCACCUCCAACGUUAACAAAAACAAUAACACAGACAACGAUUUUGAGAUGGAUGACAAUCUGUCAUAUUACAGUACUAUGAUGAUCAAAACCACCCUCCGGAGCCAGAUGCACCUGAGCAUAGACCUCCCCCAGUGCCGGAUGAACUGA
Messenger RNA from Suillus plorans, 516 nucleotides. RefSeq lists its product as uncharacterized. NCBI's taxonomy places the organism in Eukaryota, Fungi, Basidiomycota, Agaricomycetes, Boletales, Suillaceae. Bases 1 to 516 code for a protein of 171 amino acids. The transcript has 2 exons. The record is from RefSeq and is a predicted model, not a curated record.